GAUCAGCUUCACCAUACCUUGGCGUCUGGCCCAGGAUGGGACCCACAUGGUGGUCAGCAUCUGGAAGCAGCAGAACGUGGACUGGGCGGUGGUGGUGCUGCAGGGGGAGUGGUUGAACAUGACGGGCACUGUGUGCCAUGCCCUAGAGUCCUGGGGGCAUCAUAUUCCUGGUGUGAGUGCUGCAGUCAACCCCCUGGUGGGGAGCACCCUGGGGGCCGGUAAGCAGGUGGGGGACAAGAUCCUGGACGUGAAAAAAAUAGGAGCCUACAGUGUCAGUAAAAUGGCCCUGGUGGGACUCACCCAGACCCUGGCAGUGGAGAUGGCAUCAAAGAACAUCUGGGUGAACUUCCUGGUGCCAGGAAUCAUCAACACAGACUGCAGUCAAAAGCUCUUUGAGGACCCAACUCUGUGGAACUGUUUGGAAAGAUUCCAUGGAAUACAGAGAGUGGAGUGGCCUGAGGACUGUGCAGAACUGGUGUCCUUCCUGUGCUCUUCAGAUGCCAGCUACAUCACUGGCAAGAACAUCAUGGUGCCCAACUUCUCCCCCACCUCUGAGGGGUAUGAGCUCAGAGCUCAGGCUUGCCUCUUGAUGUGA
Molecule: messenger RNA, 595 nt
Organism: Lipotes vexillifer (Yangtze River dolphin)
Lineage: Eukaryota; Metazoa; Chordata; Mammalia; Artiodactyla; Lipotidae
Product: dehydrogenase/reductase SDR family member 4-like
Exons: 6
Molecular function (GO): carbonyl reductase (NADPH) activity
Source: RefSeq, a predicted model, not a curated record